Messenger RNA from Rhinocladiella mackenziei CBS 650.93, 2058 nucleotides. RefSeq lists its product as uncharacterized. Gene Ontology annotation, biological process: amine metabolic process. Gene Ontology annotation, molecular function: copper ion binding; primary methylamine oxidase activity; quinone binding. Lineage: Eukaryota; Fungi; Ascomycota; Eurotiomycetes; Chaetothyriales; Herpotrichiellaceae. The transcript is spliced from 4 exons. The coding region runs from base 1 to 2058 and encodes 685 amino acids. The record is from RefSeq and is a predicted model, not a curated record.
AUGGCUGCCUCGAAUGGGAACGAACAUAUUGUUCUGAAAAUGGUACACAAGCACCCUCUGGAUCAACUGAGCAGUGAGGAGGUCAAUAUCGCGCGACAAGCUGUCCUAGACGCUCGCAAGGCUACAAUCCUUUUCCGUAAUAUCUACACCGCCGAGCCACCUAAAGCCAAACUCAUCAAGUUCCUCGACGCUGAACAUGCCGGGACCCUCACCUCGGGAACUCCGCGGCCCCCUCGCCAGGCUCGUGUCCAGUAUGAUGUUGUUUUCGAGGAUCGAAGCCAUGAGUACAUGGAAUCCGUGAUCGACAUUGCCUCGGGAACGGAGGUGGAUCAUCGACAGGUGGACAAGAACUUGCAGCAAUCGUUGACGGUAGAUGAGUUCAGGGAAUUUAAUGAAGUUUGCGUCAAGUCGGAAAUAUUCAAGAAUGCUAUUAAGGAACUGAGCCUCGAUGAAAAGUUUGAAAUCGCCAUUGAUCCGUGGCCCUAUGGGGGACCGGAUCCUGGCGAGGUCACUCCUCGGUACACCCAAGGUCUGUGUUUCGCUAAGCUACGAAAUGGCAACCCCGACAGUAAUCACUAUGGGUUCCCUCUGCCUAUUAUUCCGGUGAUGGACACAUAUAAGAAAGAGAUCAUUCGUAUUGACCGUCUCGCCACGGGUGGCACCGAAGACGGGUUGGAAUACAGUACUCGAGCCAAAAAAGUUCUUGAGCAUUGCCGACCGGCUGAAUACGUUCCGGAGCUGCUGGACACUCCUCUCCGCACGGAUUUGAAACCGUUGAAUGUACUGCAACCAGCCGGGCCAUCAUUCGCCGUCAGUGACGAAUCGCUUGUUGAAUGGCAGAAAUGGAGAUUCAGAGUUGGAUUCACCCCUCGCGAGUGUGCAGUCCUUUAUGAUGUCCACUAUGAUGGCCGAAGUGUGCUCUACCGAUUGAGCUUGUCGGAAAUGACAGUGCCAUACGGUGAUCCUCGCCCACCCUUCCAGCGAAAGCAGGCUUUCGAUUUCGGCGAUGCGGGAGCCGGUCGAUCUGCAAAUAACCUCGCACUUGGCUGCGACUGUCUGGGCGUAAUCAAAUAUAUCGACGCUAUGCUUGUGGACUCAGAAGGUAGACCAUCAGUGUCGAAGAACGUUGUCUGCAUCCACGAACAAGACAACGGUAUCGGAUGGAAACACACCAACUUCAGAACGAAUCGAGCCGUGGUAACAAGGUCUCGAGAGCUUGUGGUUCAAUUUAUUAUAACUCUUGCAAACUAUGAGUAUAUCUUUGCCUACAAAUUUGAUCAAGCAGGAGGUAUAACUGUUGAGACUCGAGCUACCGGCAUCGUGUCAGUAGUCAACAUUGACCCUGGCAAGGUCAGUCCAUACGGAAAUGUUGUAUCUCCAGGGGCUCUCGCACAGAACCACCAGCAUAUCUUUGCAGUUCGAAUCGACCCGGCCAUCGAUGGAUAUGCCAAUACGAUAUUCACGGAAGAGUCGUUGCCCAUACCUAUGAAUCCCAAGACCAAUCCUUUCGGUAACGGAUACAAGGUUGUCCGGAAGCCAAUAACGAAAUCAGCCUCCAUUCACGCUUCGCCCUUUACCAACUUGACCAUUAAAAUGGCCAAUAGCAACAAGAUUAACCCUGUUUCUCAAAGACCUGUGGCAUACAAGUUCAUUCCAUCGCCUUCUCAAUUAAUCUUGGCCGAUCCGGAAUCCAUUGUGGCCAAGCGAGCGGCAUUUGCUCAUCACCACGUCUGGGUGACCAAAUACAAGGAUGGAGAAUUGUUUGCCGCGGGAGAGUUUACCAAUCAAUCGCAAAAGGAGGUCGGCGGUGUUGCGGAUGCGGCUGCUCGUAAUGAAGACGUGGAGAACGAGGACGUAGUGGUAUGGAAUGUCUUUGGUCUCACGCACAAUCCUCGUGUGGAAGACUGGCCUGUCAUGCCAGUGGAAAUCCAUCAACUUCAUUUGAGGCCGGCAGACUUCUUCGACAAGAACCCUGCAUUGGAUGUUCCAAGCAACAAGAAUCUCGGCAGUGUGGAAGUCGGACGAGAGACGAAUGGAACUUGCUGCCACGCUAAUUGA